Akanthomyces muscarius is the source of this 240-nucleotide messenger RNA. RefSeq lists its product as uncharacterized. The transcript is spliced from 4 exons. NCBI's taxonomy places the organism in Eukaryota, Fungi, Ascomycota, Sordariomycetes, Hypocreales, Cordycipitaceae. The coding region runs from base 1 to 240 and encodes 79 amino acids. The record is from RefSeq and is a predicted model, not a curated record.
AUGGCAGCCCUGCUGAGGGGUACCGAGCCUGAAUUUGCCGUGCUUCAGGACGACACUUGUCUCUAUUUUCUCAACCGCAUAGCUAUCCCUAGUGUUAGACAACUAAAAAGCACCGGCCACAAGGGGGGAAAAGAUGAGGAAGGUGUACAGUUUGGUCAUCUUUCAUCCUUGCAACCUGCUGGACCAAGGCUCAAAGCCAAGCCCCUUGCACGCUCGGAUAUAGCCGAAAUGAGCGCAUAA